Tuber aestivum (summer truffle) is the source of this 1752-nucleotide messenger RNA. The record is from the annotation of a GenBank genome assembly. Lineage: Eukaryota; Fungi; Ascomycota; Pezizomycetes; Pezizales; Tuberaceae.
AUGGCAUUAGGCAUAAACCCCCGCAAACGGCCCCCGAACGCGAACAUUACCUUCAUCACGGCGCUGCCGGGACAGGAUCACGAUGUGGCGUUGGAUUAUUUGGAGAGGAUCGCGGCGAUUGUGUUUCCUGUUUGUUUUUGCUUUCCUUCCUUCCUUCCUUCCUUUUCUCUCGCUCCCUUGCUUCCUUGGGCUGAUGGGUCGGGUGGGGUAGAUUAUGAGGGAUAAUGGACUUGCGGUUAUGUCGUAUGCUUGUCGCUCUACCAUUGUUACUGGUGGGGUGGGGUACACGGGCUGAUUGCGGGGCAGGCUGGAUGAGUUCCCGGCGACUAUGGAGUUUUGGGGGAGGAAUUGUUGGUUCUCCUUUCUCUCUGUGAUAUUUAGGUUGGUGGGACUGACUGAUGGCUGCAAUAGUCAACGCGGGAGAAGUUAUCCAGCUAGUGCUCAAGAAUCCCAAUACCGGUGCCUGGCUGCCGUUUAGUUUCGUACAGCGGGUUAUGAUACAUGAACUUGCGCAUAUUAAGCAGAUGGUCUACCUUUCCUUCUCCCCUGUUCCCCCCCCAACUUCCAUCACCAACAACAACGAAUACCUAACCUUGCUUUUACAACAGAACCAUUCCAGAUUUUUCUGGUCCGUCAACAACAAAUUCUCAGCCCAGCUCCGGGUCCUCCGGGCAAAAGGGUAUACCGGCGAAGGCUUCUGGUCGGCGGGGAGAACGUUAUUGUCGGAGCGGUACACGCACGAUCAGCCGUUGGCCGAGAAUGAUAUGCCAAAGUCACUUUGUGGCGGUACCUUCCCCACCACCUCCCUCUGCUUUUCGGAAUGUGAAUGACUGGAUGGGGUUAGGGACGUACCGCUCCCACGAAAAGCGCAAAAGCGCCCAGGAUGCCAACGAGCGAGCGAAAAGGCCAAAGCUAACCUACAGCGAGCGCCAGCGACGCCACAAGGAGCGGAAAUUCGGACCCAGCGAAGGGGAGAAAAUCGGCGCGGAUGAUGAUACACGAAGCAUCUUAGAAAAGGGGAAAAAGUCGAGGGCUGCUCCCAGGAUCGCGCAGAGUGUGCGGGGGAGGGAAUUGAGGGCUGCGGCGGCGCUGAAGAGGCUCGAGGGGCAGAAGCCGGAGGAGACCAAUGGGGAGGUUAAGGAUGUGGGUGAUAGUUGCGAUAGUGAGGGUGCGGGCGGUUGGGACGAGGAUGAGAAGGAGGUCGAUGUCGGCGGCGGGAAGUGCCUCAUUCCCGUCAGUCUUGAGGACGAUGGCGAAUUAGAGCGGGAUUGGAUGAUGAGGGAGUUAGUGGAGUUGAAAGAUGUAUGCGGAAGUGGGACGGCAGGGGAGUAUUUUGACGAGGGGAGUAUGAAUGGGAAGGGGAAGGGGCGGGAGCAAGAACGGCUGCGAGAGCCCUCAUCGGAGAAGAGUGCAAGGAAACCCAUUGUCGACCUUAGUAGUGAUGACGACUUCCAAGCGCCCUCUCCCCACAACAAACCCCCGACCCCCAACCCACCAUCAGACCCUCCAAGCCUCACCCUUCACCCUCCUCCCCUCUCGGGGGCCGGGGCCCCCAGCAAGCUUUCAGGAACCACCUGUACCGCAUGCUCAUUCGCCAACGAUCCAGCAUCGACGCUGUGCUGCGUCUGUGCUAACGUUUUGGAUCCUGGGCGUAUGAAGAACACAUGGAAGUGUUCCUGCUAUGGAGAUCUGCGCUAUACGAAUCCAGGGGAUGCGGGAGUCUGUGGGGUCUGUGGGGGGAGGAGGGGGUAA